GCCGGGCGCUGUGCGCAUGCUCCGUUCAGUCUGCGCGUGGCUCGCGUUUCCGGGUGCAGCGGCUGCCUGUCCCCCCCGCACACCAUGCCCAAGCGUUCCUACCCGUUCGAUGGUGUCACCCCGCAGCAGCUCAAGAUCCACGUCGGCCAGAGGGAGAUGUGUGAGAGCGUGCUGGGGGAGCGCUACAAGCAGGAGAUCUUCGGUGGGAGUACUGCUGUGCUCAGUGUUCGCUGUCAAUAAAGCUUGUUGAAGCUGAGCCCCCAGCAGCCAGACAGGACCCACCAGAACCAAGAUCUCCCCCCCAGAAUACCCCAGAACCAAAAUUUACCCCAGAAUCCCAGGACCCCCUGACCUCCCAAGUCCCCAGGACCAAGGCCCCCUCAGAACCCAGACCCAAGUCCCAGGACUCCUAAGUCCCAGGACCCCCAGAACCAAGACCCCCACAAGUCCCAGGACCCCCCAGGACCUUCUCCCCAUCCAGACCAGAACCAAGGCCCCCCCAGAACCCCCAAUGCCAAAACUGCAAUAACUCCUUUACUUUAUCACUGCCUGGCUGCUAUAGGCCAUUCCCUCUAUUGCUCCCUCUGGAGUAACCUGCUGGCUUCCCCUUUAGCUUUAUUAUUAUUAUUUCCAUGUUCUGUCAUGCAGGAGUCCUGCUAUUGGACUGUAAUAUUGCAAGGAUUUAGCAUAGCUACAGGAAAUUUACUGAGAAUUCAUAUCAAAUUUCAGGCCAAAUGGUUAAAAUGGAAACUUUCUCUGAGUCUGCUAUGCUUUCCUCUCGGCUACUUUGGCCUUAAAUUUGAAUUUCAAUCUGAAUUCUCACUAUAGUAAAUGAGUCGGCUAAGGGUACAUGGUUUAGAGAAAGCUACAAAUAUAGCGGUCUAUUCACUAUAUGCCGAAAGCCAUUAAUGUGUUGCUGUAGUUCAGCUGAUGUUAACCCAUUUGUGAUUCAGAAAAAGGAAUUUGGUUAUUUUAUGUGUAUUUGUGCUUCUGUUUAUCUGCCAUUUUGCCAAAUCUUCAUAUAACUUUGAUUCGGUUGUUUACAAACUGCUUGACUGCGACCGAAUUUCCUCCCUUUGGUUCAUCCAAUUACAUUGAUGGUGACCAGGGAAAUAACUUUUUAUUUAUUUAUUUUUUUUUCACAAACUUUAAAACAAUCUCAAAAUCAUUCUCUUACCAUGAAGAUAUAAAUAUAUUUUGUUUCUUGCAAUAUGAAUAUUUUGAUGCACUUGGACUCAGCCUCUCUGUUCUUCAAAUUAUCACAGCUAUCCAUUUGAAAAAAGCAGCGGUCAUUCACUCAAUCUGGUUACCAUGUGGUUGUUCAUGAAUGUAGAGGAAUGCACAUCCAAAUGCAAUCCAUUAAAUUUGCAAAAGCAAAUUCAUAGUUUACUAAAGAGAUCGAUAAUGUAUUAUGUCUGCACUAUAAAUCAUACAAAUGUACAAGUGCUCAAAUAAUUGUAGUAUGAUUGCCUUAGGAAUGAUGUGGAUUGGUGAUGCAGAUUAGACACUGAGGUGCCAGGUCCACAAACUAAUGAAUAUUAAAUCAAAGUGCUUCUGUUCUAGAAUGUAAAUGGUUUUAAAUAAACUCCUUUUUAAUAACUGAACAUGAAACUGGUGAAUAUUCAGAAACUAUCCAUAUCUGUCAGACCUGCAGUGGAUGCAGUAAUUUCUGCUUGCUAUUGCCGUUUGAUAUACUGCAGUAAAUUGCACCAGGUUUUCUGUUUUGCUAUGAAGUGGUUUCCUCGGGUUAAGAACAAAGCAAGCAUUUAAGCUUACAAAUCGUGAUCGAAGACCUGGUAGUGUGUGUGUGUGUUCCAAACGUACAAUCUGUCCUAUGUGAGUUUGUUUUGGUUUUCUGUAUUGACUAAAAUCUUUGUAGUUUAAUGCUGAAUAACUAGUUUAAUAUUUCUUUAUUUAAAUUCUAGAAAAGACCAAGAAGCUCCUGUUCAGCGGAGCAAAGUCAGUCUUGCAAAAUGCAGAGCAUCAGAAUGGUAAGGAAGAAGACCACUGCACAGUGCCAGAGCUAUUAAAUGGACAGACCAUUAUUGGACAAGAUGGGAAACUACAUAGAAACACACAAGCACCAAAAUGUAUGUAUCAUUGGCAAACCUAAAUACUGCUAAUUGUGUGGUCUGUUGGUUUUUAUAGCAUGUCUAUGCACAGUUUAAAAACACAAAAUUAACCAUUUUAUGAACUUGUUUAAUCCACUGUUAUCAUUCAUAACCAUUCACUUUUGGGGGCAAGCUCUGCAUGUAUGUGUCUGGGCAAUCUGAGAAUGGUAAGGGAGAACACAAUACAUCUUAUUUACCUUUUUGAGAAUCUUUGCUUUUUUUUUUUGUUUGGUUUUUUUCUUAUGUUUCCCAUAAGUCCAGGUGACUAAGAUAUGGUUUAUAUCUGACACCUGCGCACUGAACUGUAACCCAACUUCCACGUUGUGCCUAGCAUGUUUGUUUGUGUGCGUGCCUUGUCCCAAUAACGAUAUGAUGGAAGCUGUGCAUAGUAAUGUAUUACAGAGAUGUGGUGUUAUAACUGGUGCCGUUCUUUUCUCAUACAGCACUGAAUAUGGGAAACUCAAAAGCGUGUUCCUUCUGUGUCCGAUCUGUUGGGGAAAAUGAAGCGUGUUCACAAUGUGAGCGUUCUGUGUGCAAAAGGUGCUGCAUGUCUUGCAAUUGCUGCUCGGCAGCAAUAUGCUCUUUCUGUAGAGUUGCGUAAGUAUUCACAAAUUACUUUUUUGACUCCCUUCUAAGUAAUGUUUUCAUUACUGCCGCCCCACUUUCAAAAUUGAAAGGAUUUAAACAAUAGUUAACUUGCCUAUAUUCAUGUUCUGGGAUGGUCUCCUCUCUGCAGCUUAAUCCACUUCCUCUGAAGUUAUCAUUACUGAUGACUUGUGUCCAAUCAGAUGAAGCAUUAUAGAGAAGCAUUAUGACACAUGGUGCAUGCAAGGCUAUAUGCGAACAGUCAUCAGACUUAUCUGAGAAGCAUUUACUUUAUGAACUACAGUUCAAAGCGGGUGAGAAAAGAAACUCUCCCUGCUGUCUGCUUGACAGAUGUGAGUUACUAAGAUUAUUUAUAAAAGUGGUAAUUUUUCUCUUUAGAUUGCUGGUUUCGUAAGUUAAAUCAGAGAUGCACUUUAUGCUAAAGCUGAAGUUCUUGAAUGGACUCUAAUGUCCUUUUACCAAAAGAGUUUUUGACCCAGGAAUUCAGAUUUAGAUUCUUUUGUCGAAGUCAUUGACAAUGUAAAUCACUGUCAUGUCUGAGAAAUGGUGAUGUCGUUACAUUUUGGCUUAUAACAUAUCUCUAUAGUAGCUGAAGCACCACUUUCUCCUUUAGAGCCUUUUAUUUUUCAAAGGUCUUGAUGUCAUGCAAACCAUGGCAAUGCUAAAUGGAUUUGGAACAUUGCACACCGCUUAUGCCUGCAUUUUCUAAAUGAACAGUGAGCGGAGCAGUUGCUCACCUUGUGGUUUGUGAAAUCCUCACGGCCUGGUGUUGUGUUCAGUCCUUGUCUGAGAAGGACUGGUUGAAAAUUGUCCAGCUCGAUGACUUUAAAAUAGGUGUACCAGCUGCAGUGAGGAAUUGUUGGUGCUAGAGUAAAGGUAUGGUUAAAUGGAUACUCCGGAACCCUAAAAUACUUUAGCAGGCUAUUGCAAGUUGUUUUUAGAUCUACCCCAUUAGAAAGUGUGUAACUAAAUGCAUGCCUGCCUUUGUUUAUUGUAUAUCUACUAAACAAAGACUUAUUUGUAUUUGUUAUAUUUGUGCAGUGGAGUGUCUUUUUUUUUUUUUUUUAUUUUUUUUUUUUUGGUGAGAUCUAUGAUGAGAUGUUGUGCAUCAUGUUAAUUCUAUAUCUGCAGUCAAUACUGUUAAUAGCAGAUUUGAUACACUAAUUAAAAUGUUUCCCAAUUUCAGGGACAGCGACCCUGGGGAACGGGUCUUCUGCACUUCCUGUUCUGUGUUUGAAUUGUAAAGAAUGUUCUAAUGCAUGUAGUAAAUACUUUUAUAUUCUAACGCCUAAAUCUUUUUAUAUUUGUAUGAAAAUUUUUAUAUGUAAUAAAAUAAACUUCGUAAUAAAUACAA
Pelobates cultripes (western spadefoot toad) is the source of this 4071-nucleotide messenger RNA. The record is from the annotation of a GenBank genome assembly. Lineage: Eukaryota; Metazoa; Chordata; Amphibia; Anura; Pelobatidae.